AUGAAGCUUCCUCCAGGUUUUCAGUCCUCCGACCCAAAUAAAGUUUGUCGCCUAAGAAAGUCUCUUUAUGGUCUUAAGCAGGCACCACGUUGUUGGUUUGCUAAGUUGUCCACUGCUCUCAAGGAAUAUGGCUUUAAGCAAGGAUAUCCAGAUUACUCCCUAUUCUCGUUGAUUCGUGGUGGUACUAUUCUACACAUUCUUGUGUAUGUUGAUGAUUUUGUCAUCUCUGGGAAUGACUUAGGUGUGAUCGAGAAGUUUAAAGAGUAUCUUCAUGAAUGCUUUCACAUGAAGGAUCUUGGCAAGCUGAAAUAUUUUCUGGGUAUAGAGGUAUCUCGUGGUCCGGAUGGCAUAUGUCUUUCACAAAGAAAAUAUACACUGGAUAUUAUCACUGAAGUUUGUCUCUUAGGUGCUAAACCUUCUCCUACUCCGGUUGAAGUCAAUCACAAGCUCGGUUCUGUUGAUAGUCCAGAGCUCAAACGUCCGGAAGAGUAUCGUCGACUUGUUGGUAGGCUGAUAUAUCUCAGCAUUACGGGUCCGGAUCUCACAUACAUCGUGCAUAUUCUCUCUCAGUUUAUGCAGACGCCACUUGUUGCACAUUGGGAAGCAGCUCUCCGAGUUGUUCGUUAUCUCAAGGGAACACCUGCUCAAGGAGUUCUUCUUCGACGUGACAGUAAUCUCACCAUUACGGCGUAUUGUGACUCUGAUUAUAAUGCCUUGUCUUGUUCCUCGGCCGAAGCAGAGUAUCGAGCGAUGGCGUACACACUACGGGAAUUGAAGUGGCUCAAGAAGUUGCUUCGCACUUUUGGUUUUGAUCAUCCGCAACCUAUGCCUUUGUUUUGCGAUAGUCAAGCUGCUCUUCAUAUUGCAGCCAACCCUGUAUUUCAUGAGCGCACUAAACAUGUUGAGUCGGAUUGUCAUUUUGUCAGAGAUGCCGUGCAAGAAGGUCUCAUCGCUACGCACCAUCUCUCCACCAAGGAACAAGUUGCGGAUCUGUUCACUAAGGCUCUUCCCAAGCCGAUUUUUGAUAAGCUUUUGUCCAAGUUAGGUGUUCGUAGUUCCCGACCACCAACUUGA
Messenger RNA from Microthlaspi erraticum, 1074 nucleotides. The record is from the annotation of a GenBank genome assembly. Lineage: Eukaryota; Viridiplantae; Streptophyta; Magnoliopsida; Brassicales; Brassicaceae.